UGAAUUACCAGGAAUAGAGCACCUUUCUUUUGUUCGUUUCACAAGUCAGAGAAAUAUGCCAAAGCUGGAGACCUUGGAAGCAGAUGGACUCAGGUCAGAGUUAAUGCUUCAGCAGCACCUGAAGGCCCUGAGUGAGGCCCUCAGGCAGCAGCUGCAGGAGAUAGAAACAAGACAGAAAGAGGAGCUUGAGAGGAGGAUUCAUCAGAACUCUCUACUGUCAACAGAGUCCGCUGAUCAAAAUAUACAUCAGGCCAAACCUGUAGGAAUGAGGAGAUCCACCUCCACAUCUGCCCUGACCUCAGACAAAAAGACCUCACAGCGUCCCAGACAGUCAGAGAGCCCCAAAUUAUCUUCAAAGUGGAAGAAUUGUUCGGACAGAGUUCCCGUGCUCACUCCUGCCACGACUCAACAAUGUGAGCGGUUUGCUUUAUCUAAGACAACGCAGAGGAGCAAAGAGGAGGAGGCUGAGGCCGAGUGUCAGAGGAAGUUCUGCGCUCGCCCAGUGCCCCGCCACGUCUUUCAGCCCCGCUAUCAGGAGAUGAUGGAGCUGAGAGAGAAGGAGAGGAACCAGGGGCAUGAGCAGAGGAGGGACUUCUUGCUCUCCAUUCAAACACCUUUCAGUUUCCAGGAGAGAGAAAAGGAGAAAAGGGAGAAGCUGAUAACAAUGUUGAACCAAGUCUCGCACAAAAACAAGGCUGCUACCGUUAGGAAACCUCCUCAAAAAGAUGUGACAGACGCGUCACAUUCUGAGCUAAAAGACCAGGAGCUUUGCAGUCAAGUCCCCACUCAGACAACAGUGCGACAUAUGAAUCCUACUGUGUCUGGCAGCCCGAAACUUCGCGCUGCUGAGCGCACCAGGAAGGAAAAGUUGGGCUUCCUGGAUGAGAAGCCCAGCUUCCAGCCAAAAAUCAUCCAUCAGGUUCCAGAUUUCAGAAGGCUGCACAAAGCCCUGCAGACAGAGGCGCUGAGGAAAUCACAGAGUAAAGAUGGGAUCAAAUGUCAGCCCUUCUCUCUGAGGACAUCAGCUCUGCCUGCCAGGCGAAGUAGGAUGAGCCCUGAAAACACACAGGUUCCAAAAGUAAGUAAUCUCAGCAGAAGCAAGUCACUUGGUGCCUUAACAUCACUGUCUGCAAACACACUCCCCACAUACAUCACAGAUGCUGCGAGGAAGCGCAGCAUGGCCAUCAGAAAGUCAAUGGAGAUGAGGGACAGCAAGAAUCAAGAGAGUGCCGACUGGCUGAGGAAGUACCAGAUGCGAUCCCAGGCCAUGAAGAAGACAGUCUCACUCCAUGCGAGGUUGCUUGACCCACACAGCAGCUUGAAAGCCGCGUAUAAUGACAAACUACAGCAAUAUCGGAAGGCUGACCAACAAAGGACGAGAGAGUACACGAGGGAGUUACGGGAUAUGAAGGCACGAGUUGGCGAACGGCCUUUUUUGUUCGAACAGGUGAAGCAGAAAAAUGCAAAGGCUCAAGCAGAGCAGACAUACAGGGACAAGCUGAAGAAAGCCGGCUUAAAGGAGCUGUUUGUUGAAGAAAAUGGAGAAGCUGUUGAAGGAACAUCGUCAUCAUUCAGCUCUGACGAGGAUACAGACAAGCGCCACAGCACUGAGAAUCCCAUUUGCAGCAGGGAAGAAAAUGUAGACGACGGGGAGAAAAUUGAAGAUGUGGAAGAGAAGAGCGUGAAGUCCAAAGGGGAGGAAAUGCCAUGAUCAAAAAGGUUCCGGCGGUAGAGGGUUUUUUAUGGCCUCUCCACUAGAAAACAACAAGGUCCUCCAAAAUGAUUCAUGUCACGGCUAACUAUUCCCACCGAGCAUUUGAUAGUUUAAGAUGUGCAACUGCAAAUUAUGAAAUGACCAAAAAUCUGGACGUGACAAUCUCUACAAACUAUGUGUGUUUAUAAGUAAUUCAUGUUUUAUGUGAUUUGAAUAUAUAUGUAUAUUUUUGUUUCAUGGCAACACUUUUGCUCGGGAAUAUGAACACUGUAAUUUAGAGGAUGAUGAACACUUGGUUACCAGGAUGAACAGUUCAAAAACAAAAUGAGAACUCCAGCUGAGACCACUGUGUCUGUAAAGUUAAUUUGUGUUUUACGUACUUUAACUCAAGAAUCUUCCUAUAGCCAUAAACAAAUAAAUAGUUACACUUUUACUGUGAGAACUGUAAUCUGCUUUUGCUCUUAGUGGUUUUUUUCUUUGGCUGUUUAAAAGAACACAUAAAUGUAAAUAUUUUCAUGGGUCAGGUCCCGUAAGGACAACGAGCGUCUGACAUGGGCCUUUCUCAGAUGCUUGGGUUAAAGUUCCCAGUUAUUUCUUCAGCCACACAGCCACCUAAAUAAACAGCCCUCACUGUGCAAAUGCAUUCACAGAGACCGGUUCAGUGGUCCGCUCCAAGCCUAUAUAGACCCACAUCAAAUACACUUAAACACUGGCCUGCACUGUAAGCUUGUGCUUAGGCAACUGACUUCCAGGAAUCCUAAAAAAUGAAUGUCUGAAUAUAUAUAUAAUCAUAAUAAAAAUGCAGUCAUGGAGACCAUACAUACCAUAUGGUUACUUUGUUUUAGGCCACUGUGUUAUGCAUUGAAGACAUAGAGGGCAAUGUUUGUAUGACUUCAGAAACACAUCAUAAAAAGUGAAGUGUCUUGUCUGACGGUAACACGAUUGAAGGCGUAGUUUGAAAUAUAGUUUAAAAGAGUCCAAUGUGUUACAUAAAAUUACAAUUUGGUGCUGCCGGACAGAUGUUUGAAAAGAUAAUUGAAGUUGAAACGCCAAAAUGUUGCCAUAUAGUACCUAAAGAUGCAUCAAGAGUCCCUUCCUGAGAUCCCAAACGUCACACGGUGAAGCUUCAAGGGCUCCAUCUUGGCACGUUGUCAUGGGAACAGUUUAUCCCUCAGCUCUCUGCCUUGUCGUCCCUCAGGAGGAUGCUGCGCACCUCUGAUUUCCCCCCGGUGCACGGCUGAAAACCAGGCAA
Anarrhichthys ocellatus (wolf-eel) is the source of this 2966-nucleotide messenger RNA. It is a transcript of the gene fam161b, whose product is annotated as FAM161 centrosomal protein B. The record is from RefSeq and is a predicted model, not a curated record. The transcript is spliced from 9 exons. Gene Ontology annotation, biological process: cilium organization. The coding region runs from base 56 to 1711 and encodes 551 amino acids. Lineage: Eukaryota; Metazoa; Chordata; Actinopteri; Perciformes; Anarhichadidae. Gene Ontology annotation, cellular component: cilium.